AUGGCGUUUUCUAGUUAUAGACCACAGCAACAAAUCUAUCCACUUGAACAGACCUUUACAUUGAAUCAAUCGUCUGCACUUGCUAUGGUUUCUCCACAGUCAUUAGAGCACACUUUUCAAACCAACAAAAUCCAUCAAGAAGACUUUCAACUGUCUGUCAAAGUUUCACUGUCAAAACAACUGUAUGUUUUGACAAAAAAAGUAAUUUUGACAAAGCUCCGAGAUAGGACAUCUACUCUGGUUGCAAUCCUCACUCCAGUCUUCAUUCUAUUUAUUCUGUUUAUUUUGAAUGUUUCUCUGUCCACCACAAUCUCUGCUCCAGUACCAACUGCCUUGAAUACCCUGUCAUCGUAUUGUCCUGACGGAUCAGCCAAGCUUAACUGCGUUAGUCUAGGAUUCACAAAUUCUACUCCAAUUGAUGACAUCGUUACCUCGCUCACUUCAUUGGUUUUGGCUGCUGAGCCAGAUGCUCGCAUACUGAGCUUCUUAUCAAAGGAUGCCAUAUUAUCUGCUCGUAAUGCCAAUCCAACUCUGUUUGUUGUUGGGGUCGAGUUUCUGAAUGUAUCAGAUCUAACAACAGCAUCUAUUACUCCGUCGAUUACAUACAACAUCAUCUCAAACAGUACAGUCAUCUCUUCAUACAGGGAUGUUCGUAUAGAUACUGCAAUUGCAUAUGUACAAACAGCCAUCCUUAACGUAUUUCGCGCAAAACAAAAUCUUCCAUCACUCAGAUCUCCGCUUCUAUCUGCACCGCUUUAUCCCCACAAUGGUGCUCCAUUACUUGCAACCAUUCGUGGUAAAGCAACCUCUGGCGUAGCUUCAUUCUUGCCAUACUAUUUUAUCUACAUGCUGCAGCCUUUCUUUCAAGUACUGUUGACGACUCUUGUCAAGGAAAAAUCUGAAAAGACAAAAUCUGGGUUGAUUAUGAUGGGCACCAAUGAUACCAUGUACAUGCUGUCCAUUCUAAUAGGCAACGCGUUGUUUAACAUCGUUACCGUUCUCAUUGUCGUACUGAUCGUUAUGGCUGGAGGUAUCUUCAAAUACUCCUCGGCAUAUCUACUGAUCGUGCUACUGCUAUUGUAUAUGAUCUCGCUGAUUCUUCUAGGAUGUAUUAUGUCCAUUUUUAUCUCGCAUAUUCGACAAGUGUCUUCUAUUAGCAUGUUUGUUGCUUUUGGAUCGCUCGCAUUUUUUGGAAUAUGUCAGAUAUUUGUCUGGAAACUCGACCAUGUGUAUCUUGAGUACCUUGUGAUGUUGGUUGCUCCUGUUGCACUUGGUCGAUCUCUUGCAUUAACCAUGAGUGCCGAAAGUCAGGCUCUUGGACUUACAUUAGAUUCAAUGAGCGAUAUUCGCGUCGGUGCUCCUUUUCACAUGCUUGCACUUGACAUUGUGUUGUAUUGGAGUCUUGCAUGGUAUUUAAACAAGAUUUUUCCUGGAGAGAAUAUUGCCACUUCACAACCAUGGAGUUUCCCCUUUAUCUCCAGUUUUUGGUUCUCUACUUAUAAAAGUAUUCCCUCACUCCAAGUACCCAGACACGCAUUACAAGAGGAUGGCUUUAUUGAAAACUUUAACGAAGAUCAUAUUUCAGAUUCCGACCGCAAUGUGCUAUCCAUUAACAAUAUACUGAAGGAAUUUAAAGUCAAAGAAAAACCAAAGGAUGCAUCUUCUGAUUCUAGCAAGGGGAUCUUUGGCAGAUUUUUUUGUGGUGCAGCAAUGGAAACCAAAAUUAAGCGUGCUGUGCAAGACUUUAAUUUGAAUUUACACAGUAGUCAGAUUCUUGCACUACUGGGCCACAACGGUGCGGGAAAAACUACAUUAAUAUCCAUGAUAAGUGGUGUUGUGUUGCCAAAAUCAGGCCACAUUUACGUCAAAUCCAAGUCGGGCGACAAAGUGAUGGAUAUAACGGAUCCUUUUGCAUUAUCAAUGUUUAGACAAGAACUUGGUGUAUGUCCACAGUUUGAUGUAAUCUUUGAAUCUCUCACUGUUCGUGAGCAUUUAGAACUGUAUUGUGGUAUUAAGGGUGUGACGAUUGAUGGCCGAGUUGGAGAUUUUAUAUCUAGUGGUCAAAAAGAGGCUGCAAAUUUAAAAAUGCAAUAUGUCGAGGCCAUAGCACGCGAUGUUGAACUGUAUGCUAAACUAGAUGCCUACAUCAGUACUCUCUCUGGCGGUAUGAGACGCAAACUAAGUGUAGCUAUUGCGCUACUUGGAUCUCCUCGUAUCGUGUUGUUGGAUGAGCCAACUACUGGCAUGGAUGUUGCUGCUCAACAACGUAUCUGGUCUUUGAUUCGAAGCUGCAAAAAGAAUCGUGUUUUGAUUUUGACUACACAUUCUAUGGAGGAGGCCGAUGUUCUUGGUGACCGUAUUGCUAUCAUGUCGAAUGGCCAUCUCAAAACACUUGGCACAUCGAUUUUUCUUAAAUCGCAAUUCGGUACGGGAUAUAGUAUUGAUUUUGUCAAGUCUGACAAAGCUACAAUGUCCAAUCAACUAUCCACUCGGGCAGAUUCAACAAUUCUCAAAAUUGUGCAGCAAUUUUUUCCUGCUGCGUAUCUUGAAACCGCAGUGUCCAGCACCACAGUCAAGGUUCGACUUGCCAAAGUACAAGAUACAUCAGACCGCGGAAAUAGUGCUUUUACACCACUUUUUGCGGAUAUGUAUCGGACUCUGCAGGUCGAGAUUGCAAAUGGAGAACUCGCUUCAAUUGUGAAUAACGUUGGCUUGGAUUUAACCACUCUUGAACAAGUAUUUAUGCGCUUUAAAGAGGAAGAGGCAACUACAUAAUAUCCAAUUUAUCUAUUUUUAAUAAACAUACGUUUUGCUAUGAUU
Messenger RNA from Batrachochytrium dendrobatidis JAM81, 2820 nucleotides. RefSeq lists its product as uncharacterized. Gene Ontology annotation, cellular component: membrane. Gene Ontology annotation, molecular function: ATP binding; ATP hydrolysis activity; ABC-type transporter activity. NCBI's taxonomy places the organism in Eukaryota, Fungi, Chytridiomycota, Chytridiomycetes, Rhizophydiales. Gene Ontology annotation, biological process: transmembrane transport. The record is from RefSeq and is a predicted model, not a curated record. The transcript has 4 exons. Bases 1 to 2775 code for a protein of 924 amino acids.